AUGGAACUAAAGAACAAUGUAACUUACUUUGUCCUCCUGGGACUCACAAAGAAUCCAAAGGAACAGAUGAUCCUUUUCACUCUAUUCUUACUUUUCUAUAUUUUGACUAUGGUGGGAAACUUGCUCAUUGUUGUAACUGUGGUUUUCAGUAAGACCUUGGACUCACCUAUGUACUUCUUUCUUGGAAGCUUAUCAUUUAUGGAUGUCAUCUAUUCAUCAUCCAUCUCCCCCAGAUUGAUUUCAGACUUGUUCUUUGGGAAAACUACCAUAUCUUUCCAGUCUUGUAUGAUUCAACUGUUUAUGGAACACUUCUUUGGUGGAUCAGAAAUCUUUCUUCUAUUGGCAAUGGCAUAUGACCGCUAUGUGGCCAUCUGUAAACCCUUACAUUAUUUGGUUAUUAUGCGACGAUCAGUGUGUGUUGUGUUGUUGAUAGUGUCCUGGGUUGGAGGUUUCCUACAUUCAGUCAUUCAGCUUAUCACUCUUUAUGGUCUCCCAUUUUGUGGUCCCAAUGUCAUUGAUCACUUUCUGUGUGACAUGUACCCCCUAUUGAAACUUGUCUGUGCAGACACUAAUGUGAUUGGCUUCUUAGUGGUAGCCAAUGGAGGAAUAAUCUGUAUUACUGUGUUCCUGCUCUUACUCAUUUCUUAUGGUGUUAUCUUACACUCCCUGAAGAAUGUUAGUCAGGAGGGAAGGCGAAAAGCCCUCUCCACUUGUGGUUCCCACAUCACUGUGGUGGUCUUCUUCUUUAUCCCCUGUAUUUUCAUGUAUGCAAGACCUGCUAAGACUUUCCCCAUUGACAAAUCACUGAGUGUGUUUUAUACAGUUGUAACUCCAAUGUUGAACCCCUUAAUCUACACACUGAGAAAUUCAGAGAUGACAAAUGCUAUGAAGCAGCUCUGGCGUAUACUAUUACUCCAACUGAGAAUCAAUCACAACAUAAAAUGA
Messenger RNA from Chrysochloris asiatica (Cape golden mole), 945 nucleotides. Its product is annotated as olfactory receptor 4A47-like. The transcript has a single exon. The coding region runs from base 1 to 945 and encodes 314 amino acids. Gene Ontology annotation, cellular component: membrane. NCBI's taxonomy places the organism in Eukaryota, Metazoa, Chordata, Mammalia, Afrosoricida, Chrysochloridae. Gene Ontology annotation, biological process: G protein-coupled receptor signaling pathway. Gene Ontology annotation, molecular function: G protein-coupled receptor activity; olfactory receptor activity. The record is from RefSeq and is a predicted model, not a curated record.